Molecule: messenger RNA, 1518 nt
Organism: Puccinia triticina
Lineage: Eukaryota; Fungi; Basidiomycota; Pucciniomycetes; Pucciniales; Pucciniaceae
Exons: 5
Coding region: 1-1518 (505 amino acids)
Biological process (GO): monoatomic cation transport
Cellular component (GO): plasma membrane
Molecular function (GO): monoatomic cation transmembrane transporter activity
Source: RefSeq, a predicted model, not a curated record
AUGGCCAGCAGAAGACCAUCCAGCGAAAACAGCGAGCACGAAGCCCAGACGAUGGCCGGCGCACCCGAGCACGCACACGGCCUGGCCCACCAGCACCACCACAUCUUCUUCGCAUCCACCCACAGACGCUCCUCCUCGUCCAGCACCACCACGACCACCACAGCUGACUCCGCGAAGACCGGCCCUGCCGACGCAGCCACAGACCAGUCAUCGUCCCCGCUGCUCUCGUCCGUCCCAGCCAAGGAGGAGGAGCCCUAUCUCUACAUCCUCCUCCCCGUGCUCAUGAACCUCAAGGGCAACCUCGAGAUGAACCUUGCCGCCCGGCUCAGCACCAGCGCCAAUGUCGGCGACCUGGACUCGCCCAAGAAGCGCCGGGCAUUAGUCGUCGGAAACCUCACUUUGCUCCAAGUCCAAGCGCUGAUAGUCUCCUUUGCAGCCUCCUUGUUGUCCUUCGUUCUCGGCGUGCUGUCGCGGAACAACCUGCCCACGCUGCGGAUCGCCCAUGCCAAGCCGCUCACGGCGGCUGUCCCGGCGGCCAUGCCCGCCUGGAACUCGCCCCUCCAGGGCGGGUAUGCCGAGUGUCUCCUCGUGCUUGCCGCGGGGAUGCUCGCUGCGAGCGUCAACUCGCUGCUUCUGGGCGGACUCGUCUCUGGACUGGUUAUUGCUUGUCGGGUCCUCAGGAUCAACCCUGACAACAUCACCACCCCGAUUGCGUCCUCGCUCGGCGACCUGAUGACGCUAGUCUUCCUAAGCCUGGCCUCGUCCCUGUUCAUCCGGUUUUCCGACACAUGGACAUCGACAGUAAUCUUUGCUCUUCUUGCGUGUUCGGUCGGAUUGCAUGGGUACCUUACUGUCCGGAACGGCUAUGUGCGGGGGUUCCUGGGCGUGGGAUGGACGCCGCUGUUUGUGGCGAUGGCGAUCUCGACCUGCUCGGGCCUGGUGCUCGAGAAGGUCGUCGUCAGCCUGCCCGGCUUCGCCGCCGUCGCUCCGGUGCUCACGGGCAUAUGCGGAAACAUCGGCACCAUCUCCGUCUCCCGCAUCUCCACUGCCCUCCAUGCAUCCGCCGCCAGCCGCCAGCAAGCCGCACACAACACCGGCCAAGACGGCUUCCUCAAACUCCCCAACCAUGACUACGACGAUCUGGACGAUGACGAGGGAGAUGACUGGGAGAUCGACGGCCCAGAAAUCGACAUCCUCGAGCCCCCGCCCUCGUCCUCCACCCAAGAACCCGCGUGCAAAGUCGCACUCGUCCUCCUGCUCCUCAGCACUGCCAUCCUCGCCGGCUUCGCCCUCAUCAACAUGGGCCGUGCGGGCUUCGAUCUGGGCUUCUUCGUCGGCUUCAUGCUCUGUGUCCUCUGGACCAGCGCCGUCUCUCUUCUCGCGGCGUACCACCUCACCCAUCUCCUCUGGACCCGCAACCUCGACCCGGACAUCUAUGCGAUCCCUCUCUUGUCCUCGUCUAUCGACCUCAUCGGCCAAGCGAGCCUCGUCCUCACCUUCCUCCUCUUCAAAUCAUAA